UCUUAUUUCUUUCUACCCAGUUCGACCCUCUCUCUACGGUGUACUAUUCAUCAUCUUCCUCCUCCAUUCUCCUUCAUCUUUCACUCAACUUCAAGCCAAAAACUUGGGUUUUUGUGGGAUUUUCGGGUUUCUCUCUAGAUUUCUAGGUGUUCUUGAGUCUUUGGUGAAACUUUUGAGCUUUCUCCAAGAGGUAUCAUACUCAUCAUCGCUCAUCUAGCCAAGAUGUCAAGACGUCAAACCGAAGCGAGCAAGAGGCCUAGGGAAGAAUCCUCCUCUGGCCCCGUGAGGAAGAUUCAUUCUGAACGGAAUGUUGACUUGGUUAGAGCCACCUCCUAUCCUCCUCUUGUCACUCUUAGGGCUUAUAUUUCAUCUAGAGGGUUGACCAACUUAGCUUCCAAAAAUGAUGCAUUUGAUGAAAGUUGUGUUAGAGACUUCUAUAGGGGUUUUCCUCCGGCUAAGCCUACUAUUAAGGAAGUUGUGGUUAAGAUUCGAAAGAAGCAAAUCACACUCAGUCCGGCAUUCAUUCAAGAUUUUCUUGAUUUGCCACAUAUUUCGGAGGAUGAAAUAGAAAAAUUUGAGGACAAAUACAAUGAGUUAACACUACCUUAUCUUGCGGAGCAUGUGCUAGAGAGUAAAGAUGCAUAUAAGAGUAGAGUUGGCCAAAAAGUUCAUCAAGGUGAUUUUCCUCAACCUUAUCGAACCUUUUGGCAAUUUGUUAGGAGAAAUAUUAGUCCUCACACCCAAAAGUCCGAGAUCCCUACGGUUGGUGGCAACAUUCUUGUUCUUAUGGUAGCGAAUGAGAUUCCUAUCCCAUUUGCCCUUAUUAUCUAUGAGGCCAUCAUUUUGUGUGCUUAUGGUUCGCCUAGGAGCCAAUUAGUAUUUCCUUGUCUCAUCUCACGCAUUUGUAAGACCAAAAAGGUUCCACAAAUGUCACGUGACGAUAAGUGGCUCAAGGCUUAUUCUCCAUUAGAUGAUGAAGCCAUUCUUAGGAGUGAGGCCCAAAUUACCAAUGCUAGACAUGGUACCCCAUCUUCUUCCUCCAUUCCCACUCCAUCUAGCAUUUCCACUAGCUUUUCUUUGAGUUCCUUUGACAUCUCAACUUUGAAAGGUCGGGAUGCUAGAUUAUUGGCACGCCUUCAAAUCCGUCAAAAUGAGGAAAUAAUGAGAGGAAUUGGUACUAUCAUGGCUCGGCUUGAUUUGAUGGGAGCUCCACCGGCUCCUAUGGGUCCCUCCUUUGUACCACCUUCUGGCGACAUGGAUGUUGAUGAUGAUGAGAAUGGCAAUGACGAUGAUGGGGAGGAUGCUUGAAGACUUUGUUUGUUGUUUGUUUAGUUCUUUUAGUCAUUUAUUGUUAGUUGUGUUUAGUACACUUUUUAUUUCUCGGUUUUAUUUUGUAACCCCUAAUGUUUUAGGAGGGGGGACUUCAUUUUAGUUAUAGCUUCAUAUUGUUUUUAGCCAUUUUUGCAACAUUUUAUGGCUAAGCAUUUGUUCAUUCACGAUCAUAUUCUUGAAGCAUGUUGGUACUUUUGUUUUCUUCUUCACUUUGUUGUUUGAAUAAUGUUGGGUUUGAUGUUGAUUUUUGAUGGAGAAUUUCUUGCUCAAUGACGAUGUUUGGCACUAUUGGAGUUGGAUUGCAAGGCCCUUGCCUUGUUGGUUAUAUGUUGGUGUCUUGCUUGGAAUUCAUGGACUUCAAGGGGGAGAAAUCUCUAACUUACUCUUGUCAUUAUUUACUCUUGUCUCUAAUUUCAAUUUGUGAUUAUUUACUUGUUUCUUUUUGUUUUAUAAAUAACUUGUGUUUUUCUUUCAUACUUGGACUUUUCAUUGAAAUUGCUUUCAAGAAAAUACUUUGUAACAUUGAGGACAAUGUUAAGUUCAAGUGUGGGGGGAUUGUGUGUUAUUGUUUUAUGAUUAAAUAAAUAAAUUAAAAUAAAAAAAUAAAAAAAAUUAAAAAAAAA
This is a messenger RNA of Rosa rugosa (rugosa rose), 1955 nucleotides long. RefSeq lists its product as uncharacterized. Lineage: Eukaryota; Viridiplantae; Streptophyta; Magnoliopsida; Rosales; Rosaceae. The transcript has 2 exons. The record is from RefSeq and is a predicted model, not a curated record. Bases 223 to 1308 code for a protein of 361 amino acids.